Molecule: messenger RNA, 1302 nt
Organism: Nothoprocta perdicaria
Lineage: Eukaryota; Metazoa; Chordata; Aves; Tinamiformes; Tinamidae
Gene: NEU4
Product: neuraminidase 4
Biological process (GO): oligosaccharide catabolic process; ganglioside catabolic process
Cellular component (GO): membrane; cytoplasm; lysosome
Molecular function (GO): exo-alpha-sialidase activity
Source: RefSeq, a predicted model, not a curated record
AUGGGCUCCCGGCAUUUCCCAGCCCGGACAGUGCUCUUUGAGAAGGAGUCAAACGGCGUGACAUACCGCGUGCCAGCCCUGCUUUACCUGCCCUGCAUGGCCAAGCUGUUGGCCUUUGCUGAGGAGCGACUGAGCGCCGAUGAYGCCCACGCCAAUCUCCUGGUGCUGCGUCGGGGGACCAUCUACAGGAACUACGUGGAGUGGGAAGACAUGAGAGUGCUGGAGACUGCCGCUCUGAAGCACCACCGAUCCAUGAACCCCUGCCCCAUCUACGACGAGUUCACAGGUACCCUCUUCCUCUUUUUCAUCACGGUACUGGGGAAGACACCAGAAGCCUACCAGAUCAUCACCGGCCAGAACGUCACCCGUCUCUGCUACAUCACCAGCACUGACCAAGGCCUGAGCUGGAGUAAGGUCACCGACCUGACACAGGAGGUCAUCGGCAGAGCCAUCAAAGACUGGGCCACAUUUGCCCUGGGCCCCGGGCAUGGGAUCCAGCUCCGCUCUGGCAGGCUGCUGAUACCUGCCUACAGCUACCACAUUGACUGCAAGGAGUGCUUCGGGAAGCUCUGCAAAACCACCCCGCACUCCUUCACCUUCUACAGUGACGACCACGGCCGGAGCUGGCGCUUUGGGGAGUUCAUUCCCAACCUGCAGACYGGAGAGUGCCAGCUGGUCUCUGUGGACGAGGAGGAUGGCUCCAAUGUCCUUUACUGCAAUGCCCGGAGCCCCUUGGGUUUCCGAGUUCAGGCGCUGAGCACCGAUGAUGGGGCCGUCUUCCACGUCGGGCAGCUGGUGCAGCGGCUGGUGGAACCCCCGCACGGCUGUCACGGCAGCAUUGUUGGCUUCCCUGCACCUUUUGUAUAUGCCAUAUUGCAGGACAGCAUGGCCCCCAAACUACCUCCAAACGCYCUGCCUUCUUUCAAACCAACAUGGGUGCUCUAUUCCCACCCCACUAGCUCCAUGUCACGGGUCAACAUGGGGAUUCACCUUAGCACAUUCCCCAGGGAUGCUGAGAGCUGGACCGAACCAUGGAUCAUAUAUGAAGGCCCAAGUGCUUAUUCAGAUCUGGCCUACAUCGAGCUGCCCUACUCAGAGUACUCAGCUUCUGGCACACCAGCCAUUGCCUUUGCCUGCCUGUAUGAGAAUGGAACACGGUCUCCCUAUGAGCAGAUCUCCUUCAGCAUGUUCACACUGCACGACGUGCUCCAGAACAUCCCCUUGAUGUCCGCAGCUUUGGAGCAGAAGGAUGUCCCACUGAGUCACAGCAAGACGAAGGAAAGAAGCUGCCUUGUCUCCUAG